Molecule: messenger RNA, 3742 nt
Organism: Biomphalaria glabrata
Lineage: Eukaryota; Metazoa; Mollusca; Gastropoda; Planorbidae
Product: hemocyte protein-glutamine gamma-glutamyltransferase-like
Exons: 17
Coding region: 548-2812 (754 amino acids)
Biological process (GO): peptide cross-linking
Molecular function (GO): protein-glutamine gamma-glutamyltransferase activity
Source: RefSeq, a predicted model, not a curated record
ACAUAGGGUUCUACUUUAAUGAGCUAUACUAACAUCUAGUUGUACCUACAGCUGUGUUAGCACUGAAAGAGAUGUGUCGGAGGGAAUUUGACUUGUAGUAUAUGUACAUCUAUUAGCAGAGUGUGUGGUUUUAAAGAGUGAACUUUUGUCUUCAUUUGUGGAAUGAUUUCAAAAUGUUUGGAAACUUUGUAGUUUAUUUUUCAAAAGUGAUUGGGAUUAAGAUAAAGUGCUCACGUGUAUAACUAGAUUGAAUUAAAAGCAACAGUUGCAGAGUUGUCUGAGCCAUUGUUUGUUUUGAUGAAGUGUUCGCACUACCGUGACGUCGUGUCUUAGCAACUUAAUGUUUUCUUCUAGUCAAUAGUGGUUGCUGUCCAUAAGGUCUGAACACUUAGCUUUGGAGCAUUGUUAUAGACUAGAUUCAUUUUGUGAUCUUCCCUUUAAGAAAAAUGUGCUACUAGUUAAUGUCUGUAAGAUAUAGACUGGCUUCAUUGUUCAUUACAAGUAUGGAACUAGAGAAAAAUUCAAGCUUUUAAGGUUCUAUACAACAAUGGGCUGUGCUUCAAGCGUAUGUUGUAAACAUUCUCUUAUAAAGGACUGUGUCAUUAUAACUUGCUUAAAGAAAAGUCAACCUGGUGACUCCAGAACUACGGUGUGGGAUUCAGUUCAUGGUCCAGGUCGGCGCACGCCUCUGCCUUCAAGUGGAAACGAGUUACCUUCAAACAUAAUAUUAGACCCAGAUACAGACAAAGUGUUGACAGUCGUGUUGGUUGAUUUCAAAAUUCCAAGCAACACAAAAACUCACAAAACAGAUAAGUUCGACAUAGUCAAAUCAAAGACCAACCCAAAACUUGUUGUUAGGCGUGGUCUGUCAUUCUUAAUUGAUGUGACAUUUUCAAAAGAUUACGAUGAAAGUAAAGAUGAUGUCAGAGUAGUCUUUGAUAUUGGUGAGAAUCCUCUGGUCAGCAAAGGAACUAAUGUAGAGUUUAUUUUAUCUGAUGAGGAUAGACCUAAAGAAUGGGGAGCUAAAAUUGUCUCUCAAAAGGGCAAAGUUUUGACUUUGGAGAUCUUCACACCGCCAUCAUGUCUAGUUGGCAAGUGGAAACUGAAACUUGACGUCGUGAAGAAAGAAAACAACACAGUUAGCAUCUAUAGAUAUGAGCAUAAAGAUGUUAUUUAUAUCCUAUUUAAUCCUUGGUGUAAAGAUGAUUCUGUAUAUAUGAGUAAUGAUCGACUCUUGAAAGAAUACGUGUUGAAUGAGACUGGAUUUAUUUACUCUGGAAAUAAAAACAGCAUUACUCCCAAACCAUGGAAUUUCGGACAGUUUGAGACUUGCAUCCUUGAUGUGGCGUUGUAUUUGUUAGACAUUUCUGAACUCAAAUGGGAGGUCAGGGGGAAUCCUAUCAAUGUUGUCAGGAAAAUUUCAGCUUUGGUCAAUUCCUCGGAUGAAGGUGGUGUUCUUGCUGGUAACUGGUCAGGAGACUACAGAGGUGGUCGAUCUCCACUGUCUUGGACGGGGUCAGCAGCAAUCUUAGAGGAGUAUUGGCAAACCAAGUGUCCAGUCAAAUUUGGCCAGUGUUGGGUUUUCUCUGGUCUCUCCACUACAAUUUGUAGAGCUCUGGGUAUCCCAGCAAGAAGUGUCACCAAUUAUGCUUCGGCACAUGACACUGAUGGUUCCAUCACAAUUGAUGUCCAUUUCACAAGUGAUGGAGCAAGCAAUGAUGCUCUCAACUAUGACUCAAUCUGGAACUUUCAUGUUUGGAAUGAAGCUUGGAUGGCUAGACCAGAUCUUCCCAAUGGAUAUGGUGGUUGGCAAGCAUUUGAUGCUACACCACAAGAGGCAUCUGACUAUGUGUACUGCUGUGGACCAACCUCUGUUGCUGCAGUGAAACAAGGGGAGGUUAAUCUUCCCUAUGAUGGUCCUUUCGUGUUUGCAGAAGUCAAUGCUGAUCGUAUUUAUUGGGUGCCAGACUCCGAAGGAAAACUGAAGUCUGUGUACACAGAUAAAAGACUGAUUGGAAAAAAUAUCAGCACUAAAGCGGCCAACUCUGAUGAUAGAGAGGACAUAACACUGACCUAUAAAUCAGAGGAAGGUUCAGCUGAAGAAAGAGUUGCAGUGCUCAGAGCUAACCAAGUUGGCUCCAACAGAAAAGAUAUCUAUAUUCAAAAAUCUAAUGACAUUGAGUUUUCUGUUGAUCAAGACGAAAGUGCCACAUUUGUUGGGGGGAACUUUGAGCUGAGAUUUCGAAUGAAGAAUGGUGGAGUUGAAGUCCGGACAGUAACUGGUCGUAUUGAGGUGAAGAGCAUGUAUUACACUGGCGUAGUGGCUGAACCAGUCACCUCAAACCCUUUUGGUCCUGUUACCAUAAACCCAGGGGAAGAGCAAUCCGUUUUUGUUGUCGCUACUCAGGCUGACUACGAUGGUAAGCUCAAAGAUUGUUGUAUGCUGGAUGUUACAAUUUGGGCAGUUGUACAAGAAACGGAGCAGUAUUUCACCAAGAAAGAUGAUUUUAGACUUCGUAAGCCCCAUCUUGCAAUUAAGGCACCAAGUGAAGCAGUAAGUGGCCAGCAGUUCACUGUUGAUGUUUCCUUCACUAAUCCACUCAACAGAGACCUCACUAAUUGUUAUGUUGUUGUGGAUGGCUUGGCUCAAUCUUUCAAGUUCCCACAAACUAAUGUAGCAGCUAACAGCACAUUUAUGGCAACUCUUCCUAUAAUUCCUACCAAAGUUGGCAAGACUGACCUCAUUAUCAGCUUUAAUUCAGACCAAUUGGAAGACAUCAAUGUGUCACACCACAUUCUCUUGAAAAAAUAGUGAGACAAUAUUAGCAGACCAAAAGUAUUGGAUGCUUGCUUUUCAAUAAAAUGCUUUGAAUGUAUGUAUUUAAUAUAAACAACGAAAUAUUGUUAAUGUCUAAUCUAGUGUUGAUGAAUCAUCUUGUUGACCAUCGCUGUGACAGUAUUGUAGAAUUAGAUCUUUGAAGUACUCCUUCUUUUGAAAUUUUCUAUCUACACUUUGUGCUGUUCAACACUCUAGAGCCUCGUUUUAGUUAAUUUUUGUUUUUUCUUUUGAGAAAUUUCUACGAAUGUCUAGACUAAAUGUCAGAUAGACAGUCACAAUGCUAUGUUGCACAAUUGUUAAUUUUAGCAAUUGGCCUACUCCAUUAGGGGUCACGAUUGAACUUUGAAUUUCAAAUUUCAUUUAGGGUUUCUAAGUAAUAGAUGGAUAGACAGUAUUGGAAGGUUUUUAAAUGAUGGAUAGUGAUAGGAUUGAAGGAAGUUUCUUUUAGAAAUGAAACAGACUGAUAUGCAUUCUAUACAAACUUCAAGAAGCAAUGUGUAAAAAUCGGCUGGUCCAGAAAGUUUAUACCAAGCAUGAUCAGUUUAGACCAACAAUAUUGAUGCAUAUAACUUUGAUUGUUUUAAUUACAAAGUGAUGCAAUGUUUUACUAAUCUAAUAUUAUAAUGUGUUUCAUACAUCAAUUUUCUAGCACUCAUUUCUUUGACUGAACUAGGUUCAAACCUUCAAAUAAUCCCUUGUCCAUGUCGCUAGUAUCAUUUUAUUCUGACAUAGUCUUUAUCCUUUGGCAUUGAACUUGCUCAUGGCUUAUUUACUUGUCAGACACUUGAUUUAACAAACACAGCACACUAUGAUGGUCAUGCAUGCUGCUAUUGUUGUUGUGUAAUAUUUACAUGUACUUCAUGUUAUUAUCAAUACAGAAUUCAGUGUCCGAAAAAUCUGAAA